AUGGCCGCAGCCGUGCCUCCCAUGUACACAAACACUCCGCUGGUGGUGAUAGCGACGCCCCAGUUUGAGACAGGCGAGACGGAUCCCUUUACAGUCGCGGCCUCCCACAUGGCCCUGAGCCACAACGCGUUUAUCCGCGGCUUCAACAGCAUCUACCAGCGGGCACCUCGCGUGCCCCCCGCCAUGAAGAACGACUUUGUUGGCUACUGUAUUGCCUGGCAUGCAUGUGUUGCGGCGCACCACCGCUUUGAGGAGACGGAGCUGUUCCCUAACCUGGACAAGGCAGCUAGUCAGCACGGUCUAUGGGGCGCUGCCUUUCACGGCGGUAUGGGCCGGUUCAAGGGCUACCUGUUAGAGGAAGGCGCCGGGUUUUCGGGCACCGGGCUCAUGGCCAUCAUGAACUCGUUCAAGGAGCAGCUACACUCACACCUGAAGGCAGAGCCGCCCGCCAUCGUGGCGCUUGCCAAACACAGCACCGCUGAGAACGGAGGGCGUUGGAGUAAUCAAGGUUCCAAGUUGGAAUAUCAUGUUUCGCAUGGUAGUGUCCAGCGAGAGCGCGUACGACAAGAACGGAGAGACCACCGCCAAUUUUCUUAA
Messenger RNA from Lasiosphaeria miniovina, 597 nucleotides. RefSeq lists its product as uncharacterized. Lineage: Eukaryota; Fungi; Ascomycota; Sordariomycetes; Sordariales; Lasiosphaeriaceae. The coding region runs from base 1 to 597 and encodes 198 amino acids. The record is from RefSeq and is a predicted model, not a curated record. The transcript is spliced from 3 exons.